GCCUGUCCCGGCGGCGCAGCCCGGAGCUGGUUUGACGGGAGGAGCGGCCGCGGAGGAUGGAGGCGGUGGUAUUCCUCUUCUCGCUCCUCGACUGCUGCGCGCUCAUCUUCCUCUCUGUCUACUUCAUCAUUACAUUGUCUGAUUUAGAAUGCGAUUACAUCAAUGCUAGAUCAUGUUGCUCAAAAUUAAACAAGUGGGUGAUGCCAGAGUUGGUUGGUCACACCAUCGUCACCGUGCUGAUGCUUGUCUCCUGGCACUGGUUCAUCUUCCUUCUCAACCUACCUGUCUCCACAUGGAAUAUAUACAGGUUCAUUAUGGUGCCAAGUGGUAACAUGGGAGUAUUUGAUCCAACAGAAAUACACAACCGGGGACAGUUAAAGUCACACAUGAAAGAAGCCAUGAUUAAGCUUGGUUUCUACCUGCUCUGUUUCUUCAUGUAUCUCUACAGUAUGAUUCUGGCUUUGAUCAAUGACUGAAGCUGGGGAAGCCGGGCUGAAGCCAACCUCCACUACACAGCGCACAACUGAGGAGCCAGAGACUACUAAAACCACCCUAGAACCGUGACCGACCGGAGCAGUAUAUAUUUUGGUCUUUGAACAAAAAAAAAAAAAAACCCAAAAAAACAAAAAAAAAACAAAAACUAUUUUUGCUGUAUUUUUACCACAUAAAGUAUUUAAAAAAAUUGAGUUUUUGUAGAUUUCUGAUUUCUCAACCCCAGCACAUGAAGGUAUUUUGUCUCUUCUGUGGCUGUUUGGUAGAAGUAGGAAUGUGUGCCAGCUCUGCAUGCCAAAGAGAGAAAGGACACACCGAAAAGAGCCCUUAAUACAGUGGUCCUCAACCUAUGGAUCACCACCUCUUUAAGACCAUUGAAAACACAGAGAUUUACAUUGUGAUUCAUAACAGGAGCAAAAUUACAGUUAUGAAGUAACAACAAAGAUGGGUUUAUAGUUGGGGGGUCACAACAUGAGACCUGUAUUGAAGGGUCUCAGCAUGAGGAAAGUUAAGGGCCGCCGCCUUAGCAGAUGAGCGAGCCUGUCUGAAAGCCAGAGCAGAAGGCAGCACAGCCAAUCUGGACAAAGGAAGAAAGCCAUGUGAAUGUGGCUUAAGGAUGUGGGAGACUUUUCAGCUAAGUCUUUCAAUAGAAAAUGACGUCUUAAAAUAUACUUACUUCAGUAUUUGAAACCGUAUGAGCCAUAUACCCAAGUACAGUGUAAUUCCUGCUUAUAGAAAAGAAAAAUACAUUUUAAAAUCAAGAUUUACUAAGAGCUUUCAUUUUAAAGCUUGUGCCUCCAUAAUUCUGCCACCUCUCUGAUCACCUCAGCUCUUGCCAGGCCUUAUUUUGCAUCGUAAGUGUUCCAUUUGUAUUUGAUUUCUUUAAUAAUAUAUUUUAAAGGAUUUGGAGAAGUGAUUUGGUAGAAGUCACUCAGAAUCAGGAAACCAAUCAAUCAUUGUUAAAAAACAAACCGAGCAGCCUGUGGGAGCUCACUUGGUGCAGAAUUCACUGCAGCUCCUUCUGUUCCACACAGACCACUGUGUGCACUGGGAGCCCAGCGCAGGCCAUUGCAUGCACGUGGAAGCUCCUGCUCUGGGUGAGAGCGAGCAGUUAACCUGGUCUGUGAUUAUCAUAUCCUGUAGGGUGUGAAUCUGGCGAUGCAGCCUCUUUCCUAGCUGUACUUUAACGUUGGUGUCAUAAUCACUGACAGGGAAGGAAACAUGACUGGACACUGUGGCAUAAUGUACUUUGGUGGCAAAACAAAGUGUGUGGAUCCCCAAAAGAUGAAAUGUUUAAAUGUAGCAUGUCUUACUGAGUGAGGAGCUGGCAGACUUAAAAGCCAGGACUCUGGAUUCCCUGUUAGAAUGGGAGCUAUGCUCCGACCGCACAGGAAAAAAAAGGCUGGGACAGCAUGCAGAGGAAACCUGUUCCCUGGGCCUGUGUGAAAGCAGGAAAUCCUCCCUAUAAUCAUCUUGUGCUUCUGUCUAGAAAGGGGCUAAGCAGCCACUACAUGGGGAGUUACCUUAUAUUCCUAACACCUUUCCCUCGGGCACCCUCUGCUAACAGCUCCUCCCACCUUCCGGUGCCCUCAGUGUUAAAGUUUUCAAACAGACCUGCUGGGACUUCAUAGGAUGGAGAGACAUAGUGGAGGACCUUUGUCUAAAAUGUUUGAGCUUAAACUGAAAGCCAUGUAGCCAAGCACCUUUGGGCUGUCGGUUGUCAGGCAUACGCUGGUAAGGAGGAGGGAAUGAGAAAGCUGCCCUGUAUAAAAAGACCAAACGUAACUCUGAAACACUAGUUAAGGGUGGACACCCUUUAUUCCCCAUAUUGCUCAUGUGUAUCAAAACCAGGAAGGGGAGUCGUUUUUCUGGGUUUUUUGGAGAGAGGGAGGAAGAUGCUUUUAUAAACGCUGAAAAAGAGGAUGUGGGCGCUGGCCCUAAGUGGCUGUGGUUCUGAUGCCUGCAAUGCAGCUUUACAGUGAUCGGUGUUGCAGAGCGGCUUCAAGACCAUCUGUUCCAACUUUUUCAUCUCAAAGAUAGAGAGCAGAGGCCUAGAGGUUCUUAGAGGUUGACCAUCAGGAGCUCACCUCAGUGUUCUCUUACGCCCUCUUCUUCCCUGCCAGAGCUCUGUAAAGCUCUAAUGUUGAGGGCCUGGCCAGUGCAUCCUGCUGUAUCAUGGUCCCCCUUUCCCAGGCUUUUAACUGUAGCAGAUGCUGUGUGUCUAGAGCUGAGGAUGCAGCCCCUCUCGUCACAUCUAGCAGGUCCCUUUUCAUGCCUGCUACCCAAGAAGACAAUGUAGCAAGAGCCCAGCGGCUUCCUUCUGACCUGGUCUGACUUUAAAUCUGUACUGUUUCCUGUGGGAAGUACUCCUCACUUUCCAUGUGGCAUCUCUUGUAUGCAAACUAGAUUGUGCGCUCCUAGAGGGCAGCAUCCACUCUGAUCAUGUUUGUGUUGUCUUCCUUCCUCCUGGCGCCUAAUACAGUGCCUUGCACACAGACACAAUAAAUGG
Messenger RNA from Arvicanthis niloticus (Nile rat), 3001 nucleotides. RefSeq names its product cornichon family member 4 (gene Cnih4). NCBI's taxonomy places the organism in Eukaryota, Metazoa, Chordata, Mammalia, Rodentia, Muridae. Gene Ontology annotation, biological process: vesicle-mediated transport. The record is from RefSeq and is a predicted model, not a curated record.